AUGUGUGCCUUCUAUUUGCCGUUGCAGAGCAACAUCUUCGGCGGUCUGGACGAGAGCCUGCUGGCCCGCGCCGAAGCCCUGGCGGCGGUGGACAUCGUCUCCCCCGGCAAGAGCCACCACCACCACCACCCGCCCCACCACAGCCCCUUCAAGCCGGACGCCACCUACCACACCAUGAACACCAUCCCCUGCACCUCGGCCGCCUCCUCCUCCUCGGUGCCCAUCUCGCACCCGUCCGCCCUCUCCGGCACCCACCACCACCACCACCAUCACCACCACCACCACCAGCCUCACCAGGCGCUGGAGGGGGAGCUCUUGGACCACAUCACCCCGGGGCUGGCGCUGGGGGCCAUGACGGGCCCCGACGGCUCUGUGGUCUCCACGCCCGGCCACGCUCCCCACAUGGCCAGCAUGAACCCGAUGCACCAGGCGGCCCUCAGCAUGGCCCACGCCCACGGGCUGCCUUCGCACAUGGGCUGCAUGAGCGACGUGGACGCGGACCCGCGCGACUUGGAAGCCUUUGCCGAGCGGGUCAGGCAGAGAAGGAUCAAGCUAGGGGUGACCCAAGCGGACGUGGGAUCUGCCCUGGCCAACCUCAAGAUCCCCGGAGUGGGAUCCCUAAGCCAAAGCACGAUCUGCAGAUUCGAAUCGCUCACUUUGUCCCACAACAACAUGAUCGCCCUCAAGCCCAUUUUACAAGCGUGGCUGGAAGAGGCGGAGAAAUCACACCGGGAGAAGCUCACCAAGCCGGAGCUCUUCAACGGGGCGGAGAAGAAAAGGAAACGCACCUCCAUCGCGGCUCCCGAAAAGAGGUCCCUAGAAGCCUAUUUCGCCAUCCAGCCGCGUCCUUCCUCAGAAAAAAUAGCGGCCAUCGCGGAGAAACUGGACCUCAAGAAGAACGUGGUCCGGGUCUGGUUCUGUAACCAGAGACAGAAACAGAAACGGAUGAAAUAUUCCGCUGGGAUUUAA
Molecule: messenger RNA, 969 nt
Organism: Gekko japonicus
Lineage: Eukaryota; Metazoa; Chordata; Lepidosauria; Squamata; Gekkonidae
Product: POU domain, class 4, transcription factor 2
Exons: 1
Coding region: 1-969 (322 amino acids)
Biological process (GO): regulation of transcription by RNA polymerase II
Molecular function (GO): RNA polymerase II cis-regulatory region sequence-specific DNA binding; DNA-binding transcription factor activity, RNA polymerase II-specific
Source: RefSeq, a predicted model, not a curated record